UGUGGGAGAUCUGGCAGUGACACUAACACUGCCACUGCCACACGGUUACAGUUCAAUUAGAUGGUAUGCGGCGGUGAUGUGAGGUCUAUGGUUCUUCAACUCGGAAUUGCGAUUCGAUUUGGAACCUUCAACAAAGGCCUCUCACUUCAACAACAUCUCAAUUGCAUCCGCAUUCCAAGCAUCGCUCAUUUUCCGAAUCGUGGAUUCAAGACCAUCACAAGAGUAAUGGAUGACAACUCUUCUAUGCCGCGUGUAGCAACCCCUGUGCUCGAUAUCAUGGGUUUUCCCAGUGGUGCCUGGAAAAGCGAAGAUGGAAGACUUAGCUGUGGAUAUUCAAGUUUUAGGGGGAAGAGAGUGACCAUGGAGGAUUUCUAUGAUAUAAAGACAUCAAAGAUAGACGGUCGAUUGGUGAGCUUAUUUGGAAUAUUUGAUGGUCAUGGUGGUUCUCGUGCUGCUGAGUAUUUAAAGGAGCAUCUAUUUGAUAAUCUCCUGAAGCAUCCAAAGUUUUUGAAGGAUACUAAAUCUGCCAUAAGUGAAACAUAUCAGCAGACUGAUGCCGACUUUCUGGAUUAUGAAAAAGAUACUUUCCGGGACGAUGGUUCCACAGCUUCAACAGCAGUUUUGGUUGAUAACCAUCUUUAUGUUGCUAAUGUCGGAGAUUCUAGAACUAUAAUAUCAAAAGCAGGAAAAGCAAUUGCUCUCUCUGAGGAUCAUAAGCCUAAUAGGAGUGAUGAGCGGAAGAGAAUAGAGAAUGCUGGCGGUGUUGUCAUGUGGGCAGGUACUUGGAGGGUUGGAGGGGUGCUAGCAAUGUCUCGUGCUUUUGGCAAUCGUAUGCUGAAGCCGUUUGUCGUAGCAGAACCGGAGAUCCAGGACCAGGAGAUAGAUGAAGAAACUGAGCUGCUUGUUCUUGCAAGUGAUGGACUCUGGGAUGUAGUACCAAAUGACAUUGUUCUCUUUGAUACUUUGGAUAUUGUCAUCCUUUGUUUGUUCAGGAUGCUGUUUCUCUUGUCCGAACAGAAGAGGAGGCGGAGACAGCUGCUCGUAAGUUAACAGAAGCGGCAUUUACCCGUGGCAGUGCAGAUAACAUAACUUGCAUUGUGGUGCGUUUCAAUCAUGAAAAAGCAUACCCAGUUAAUUCUGACAAAGCAGAUCCAGCUAGUAGUAGCCAGCAUGAAUAGACAAUGAAAUCAUCGCGCAUGUGUCACAUUUAUUCACUGUUCAGGGCAAUGUUGAAUGAGCACACUGAGCUCUGCUGCACAUGCGCCAUGGAUGGAUAACAGUGCACGCCAACAAGUGAUUUGUUUAUUCGUUAGUUUUGUAAUGUAAAGUCGCUCUUGUUUCGUGACCGUGGAUGGAUGGAUGGAUUCAUGGUCUUCCCAAAGCCAAAACUAACAAUAUUUCCCCAUGAAUUAGUUUACGGCUUGGAAAUGCCUCAGUUUGGUAUUUUUGUUUUUCUCUAAUAAAUGCAAAGUGCAUCUUUUUGGGUG
Messenger RNA from Abrus precatorius (Indian licorice), 1487 nucleotides. RefSeq names its product probable protein phosphatase 2C 76. The record is from RefSeq and is a predicted model, not a curated record. Gene Ontology annotation, molecular function: protein serine/threonine phosphatase activity; cation binding. NCBI's taxonomy places the organism in Eukaryota, Viridiplantae, Streptophyta, Magnoliopsida, Fabales, Fabaceae. Gene Ontology annotation, biological process: protein dephosphorylation. Bases 61 to 1050 code for a protein of 329 amino acids. The transcript has 8 exons. Gene Ontology annotation, cellular component: nucleus; cytosol.